GCUUCUGUGGUUGAUGUUGCUUUCUGUUGAAAAAACGGAAAUUCUGCUGCUUCUGCUUUUCAGUUUUAAAAAUAGGGAGUUUGACCAACAGUGUGAAACAGCCAUCAGUGAAGGACAGUCUGUUCAGUUCAACUAGAGAGAUUUCCAGUUUGGUUCUCUAAAGACACACAAGAACAUGAUUGCUACGGAAAAGUUGCUUCUGAUUUCCUGCCUUUUUCAAGGUAUGAUUUGCAAUGAAUUUAAAGUCUUCAUGCCUCAGCGUAUUAAAGCCUUUAGUGGCUUCUGUGUGCUGAUUCCAUGUACAUUCACAAUUGAAGAGAGGUUGGAGAGUGCAAUGGUGGAACCGGCCAGAGGAAUUUGGAUGACUUCUACAAAUGUAGGAGAUACUGUAUUUGACUCCAGUAAACAUUAUAAUGAAAAUACCCUGAAAGCAAAGCUACUUGGUAACGUGACUAACAAGAAUUGCACCACAAUAAUAAAUCAUUUAAAAACCAGCGAUUCAAAAAGUUAUUUCUUCAGAGCAGAACCUCUUAAAUACAACUUUCAUCAGAGUGUUUCGCUUGAAAUUGUAGACUCUCCGGACCGACCUGUGAUCAGCCCAUCGAGUGCAGUGAAGGAGGGAGCUCCCACGAGUUUAGCCUGCACUGCUCCAGCCCCGUGCCCAAGAGAUCCUCCAGCCCUGGUGUGGAGCGACACUCUGAACGGGAGUGUGGAGAUAGAGCAGGUUGAGCAGCAGGAUGGGACCAAGGCUGUAUCUUCUGUUCUGACGUUCACUGCCUCACAUCUGCACCACAACAAGGACAUCACAUGCACUGCGCAGUAUCCAGUGGGGUCUGAAACUAAAAGCGCUGGAAAAGUCUCGACUCUUCAUGUUCUCUAUUCACCGAAGAACACAUCGGUGUUAAUAAACCCUUCUGGUGAAAUACAGGAAGGAGAUCAUGUGACACUGAGCUGCAGCAGCAAUGCAAACCCAGCAGUGAGCCGCUACACCUGAUUUGAAGUGAAGGGAGAUAAUAUCACAGAGAAAAGUGCUGAACAGGAUCUCACUUUUACUGACAUUAACCCGAGUGACAGUGGACUGUACUACUGUGAAGCAAGGAAUGAGCAUGGGGCAGAGAACUCGACAGCCGUGCAGCUGAAUGUAGCAUCUCCUGCAACUCCAUGUAUUUAUGUUGUCAUGGGAACAGCGGCUGUUCAGAUGUUAGCCACCAUUUUGGUUGUUGUAUUCAUAAUGAAAAGAAAGAGAAAGGUA
Acipenser ruthenus (sterlet) is the source of this 1252-nucleotide messenger RNA. RefSeq names its product sialic acid-binding Ig-like lectin 13. The coding region runs from base 176 to 994 and encodes 272 amino acids. The record is from RefSeq and is a predicted model, not a curated record. NCBI's taxonomy places the organism in Eukaryota, Metazoa, Chordata, Actinopteri, Acipenseriformes, Acipenseridae. The transcript is spliced from 7 exons.